Molecule: messenger RNA, 899 nt
Organism: Alexandromys fortis (reed vole)
Lineage: Eukaryota; Metazoa; Chordata; Mammalia; Rodentia; Cricetidae
Exons: 6
Coding region: 1-633 (210 amino acids)
Source: RefSeq, a predicted model, not a curated record
AUGGAUUUGCUGACACGCCACUUUGGGAAACUGGAGAUCCUGGGAUGUGCAGAAUCAGGGGUUCAGGUGGAGCAAUGGGCCCAGGGAUUCCACGCCAAGCUUCUGUGGGUGGGCACCAAGUGCCACUUUGUAGCAGGUCUCGUGGCGGGGGAUGGGGGGCAUGACCACGCGGGCCGAGGCUUUGAAGUAAGGGGUCUUGUAUCGCAGGACGAUGGGCGAGGUCUCCUCGAUGCGCGUGGGGCACUGGUCGAUGGUGGCGCACACAUCAUACACCACGAUGUUCUCGCGCCGGAUCCGCGCCUUGCAGCUUGCUCAAUGAAAUCUUGCUGCUUUGGGCUUCUUAAACACAGGACUCCACCUCUUCAGUUCAGGACUUCUGGACCCAUGAGUGAUGAAAGACAGAUGCUUCUUCAGAGGGCCUGGAGGAUGCUGAGAUGUUACCAAGUUAUCGGGACAGAGGCUAUGAAGCAGGAAGUCCAGGUGGAGACCACCUGGUUCCACAGAUGGACAAACUUUGGACUAGAAAACCAAGAGGCUUGUUCAAAGAGUGACAACCAGGGCCGACCCACUUCUCCAAACCAAGGAGAUUCGACUUCAGUACUUCGAUGGUGCUAUGGAGGUGCAGCACAGUAGUGUGACUGCCCAACUGAAGAUUAAUAGAUGAUCUGAUUAGGCCUUAAUUAAUGAAGUAAUGCUCUGUUCUUAAUCUUGAGAUAAAAAGUGGAAAAAAUAUGAGAAAAAAGGAAAAAAUAGUGGAUUCAGAAACUGUACUAUGCAUAGCAAUAAGUCAUAUUUUUAGGGUUUAGAAUUUUGGUCAAUGCUCUCAUACUUUUAUUAAUUUAUGCAAUAAUCAUUUGUUUAAUACCAGCUGUAUAUGUAUAAAGGCAGGUACGUUCACA